AUGUGGCGGCGACUGCUCUCUUCAUCUCAGCUCAAGGCCCUAACCCUAGCCGCCAACAGCGCCUCGGCUCCAUGCCGAUCGGCCACGGUACCUGCCCGCUGUCUCCUCCACAAGCCCCUUCCUCUCCUUCCUUGCUACUUCAGCACCACCUCCGAUGCUGCAAAACCUGGUGUGAAGAAGGUUGAGGAGGUAAUGCCCAUUGCCACUGGCCACGAGCGAGAGGAGCUUGAAGCUGAACUUGAGGGAAGGGAUGUUCUGGAAAUCAACCAUCCUGUUGGUCCUUUUGGCACAAAGGAAGCACCUGCAGUUAUCAAGUCCUAUUACGACAGGAGAAUAGUUGGAUGCCCUGGUGGUGAAGGCGAGGAUGAGCAUGAUGUUGUGUGGUUUUGGCUGACUAAAGACGAGCCGCAUGAAUGUCCAGUCUGCACACAGUACUUUGUGCUUGAAGUGGUAGGACCUGGUGGAUCUCCAGACCACAGUGAUGACCAUGACCAUCACUGA
This is a messenger RNA of Prunus armeniaca (apricot), 501 nucleotides long. The record is from the annotation of a GenBank genome assembly. NCBI's taxonomy places the organism in Eukaryota, Viridiplantae, Streptophyta, Magnoliopsida, Rosales, Rosaceae.